Molecule: messenger RNA, 939 nt
Organism: Antechinus flavipes (yellow-footed antechinus)
Lineage: Eukaryota; Metazoa; Chordata; Mammalia; Dasyuromorphia; Dasyuridae
Product: olfactory receptor 6C74-like
Exons: 1
Coding region: 1-939 (312 amino acids)
Biological process (GO): G protein-coupled receptor signaling pathway
Cellular component (GO): membrane
Molecular function (GO): G protein-coupled receptor activity; olfactory receptor activity
Source: RefSeq, a predicted model, not a curated record
AUGGGAAAUCGUACAACAGUGACAGUGUUUAUUCUGCUAGGAUUAACAGAUGACCCACAAUGGAAGAUUGUACUUUUUCUUUUUCUGUUCCUCACCUACAUAUUAAGUGUUACUGGAAACUUGACCAUCAUCCUCCUCACUUUAUUGGACUCCCACCUCAAGACUCCCAUGUACUUCUUUCUUCGAAAUUUCUCCUUCUUAGAAAUUUCCUUUACAUCUGUUUGUAUUCCUAAAUUUCUAGUUAGUAUUGCAAGUGGGGACAAAACCAUUACCUAUAAUUGUUGUGCUGCUCAAUUUUUUUUUGUCUUCCUCCUUGGAACAUCUGAAUUUUUCCUUCUGGCUGCCAUGUCCUAUGAUCGUUAUGUUGCCAUUUGCAAGCCCCUGCAUUAUACAACGAUCAUGAACAGCAAAGUCUGCUUCUUGCUUGUUUUUAGCUCUUGGUUCUCUAGUUUUCUGUUUGUUUUUACAGGCCUGCUUCUAGGUCUCCAACUGGAUUUCUGUGACUCCAAUAUCAUUGACCAUUUCUAUUGUGACCUUGAUCCCAUAAUGCAGCUCUCCUGUACAGACACACAUUUUCAUGAGCUUCUUAGUUUCAGUCUAGCUUUAGUAAUAUUGUUAGUCACUUUAACAUUAGUAAUUCUAUCUUAUUCCUACAUUGUCUUGACAAUUCUGAAAAUUCCAUCAGCUAGUCAGAGGAAAAAGGCCUUUUCCACCUGUUCCUCUCAUAUGAUUGUUCUCUCUAUAUCUUAUGGCACCUGCAUUUUCCUAUACAUUAAAACCUCAGUUAAGGAUAGAAUAUCUUUAACCAAGGGAAUAGCCUUACUCAAUACUUCAGUAGCCCCUCUAUUAAACCCUUUUAUUUAUACCUUAAGGAACCAGCAAGUGAAACAAGCAUUUAAGGAUGCAAUCCUGAGAAAAGCUCUUUUCUCAGAGAAAUAG